Arabidopsis arenosa is the source of this 832-nucleotide messenger RNA. The record is from the annotation of a GenBank genome assembly. NCBI's taxonomy places the organism in Eukaryota, Viridiplantae, Streptophyta, Magnoliopsida, Brassicales, Brassicaceae.
CAAGCUCAGAUACUUAAUUAGAGCUUUACUUUAUCAUGGUCAGCCUAUCAAUCAUCACAGUUCGACAACUCUUCAUUGGACCCAAAAGACACAAUCCCUUUGACCCUGAUGGCACCAUCCCGUCGAGCCAUCUCCGUAGCGUUGAACAUUCCAUCCUCUUCAUAUCUUUCAUAGUCUAUGCCGUUUUCGCAAUAGUCUUCGAUAGAGCAAGGCCUAGAGCAGCAGCAACCGCUAAGGCACUGACGUUUCUUGCUUUAGCCGCUGCACUCGCGCAACAAUGGUUCAUCUUCUAUUUUCACUCUACCGACCACGUGGGCGUUGAGGGACAAUACCAUUUGCUCUACCAACUUGUUAUAUUCGUUUCUCUAAUCACCACUCUCAUGGGUAUUGCCAUGCCCAAGAGUUUUUUGGUGAGCUUCGUGAGAUCAUCAAGCAUAGCCUGUCAAGGAGCAUGGUUAAUACUCAUGGGUUUCAUGCUUUUCACACCAAGUUUGCUCACUAAGGGUUGCUUUUUCUACGUUGAGAAAAAACACCAACUGAUUAGGUGUUCUAGCGAAGAGGCUCUUCAUAGGGCCAAGUCACUGAUCAACAUCGAAUUCAGCUUGUUAUUGGUUGUAUUUACAAUCUUUAUCAUGACAUUUUAUGUGGUUCUUGAUGGUGUUUACGGUGAAAAAGCUGAGUACUACUCGAUUCUAACCACCAAAGACGACCAAGUAAAAGAGGAUCAUAAGAACAACAAAAUAUUGAAUCGUUGAAGAGAUAAGUUAUCCAUGUUUUGUUCAAAUGUGUAAACCCAAUAGUCAUCAACACAAAUUAAAAUGUGAGAUGUUAA